This is a messenger RNA of Monodelphis domestica (gray short-tailed opossum), 7408 nucleotides long. RefSeq names its product coiled-coil domain containing 14 (gene CCDC14). The record is from RefSeq and is a predicted model, not a curated record. Gene Ontology annotation, cellular component: centriolar satellite. NCBI's taxonomy places the organism in Eukaryota, Metazoa, Chordata, Mammalia, Didelphimorphia, Didelphidae. Gene Ontology annotation, biological process: protein localization to centrosome.
AAGUCAUUAGAGCCAAGGAAGUCAAUGGGAGAGGUGGUGACCGUUCCCAUGGCCGUUAACUCGAUCAACCGCAUGCCUUCUGGCCGGAGGAUAGAUGGACGCCUCAAGGCCCGAGAGAUGGUGAGACCUGGGCCUCGGCUUGCUCAGGUGAGGGAUGGAGCUCGGUCGGGCCAGACUCUCAGCAACUUGAGAGCAAAGAUCUGAACCUGGUCUGGUAGUCAGGAAACCCGGCUUUCAGCCUGGGUCCACGGUGUGAGCCGGGGAAGUGACCAUGAGGAAUAGUUGUCCUUCACCGAGCAGGUGUCAUCUGGGAGACAAACUGGAUCAACAAAAUUCACAAAUGGAAAAAAAGGGAUUCAUAUGAGAAAAAUAGCCCGGGCUGAUACAGAUUCUGGUUAUUCACUCCAUUCGACUGAUUCUGAUGAGCAGGUUGGAACAGUACCCCAGGGGCUUGAACGCUGCUCAUCUUUACUCCAGGAAAUUUUGCAAAAUGGAGAGGCAAUCUGUGGGAAUCCAGGAAAAGGAUCUUCUGGGAAGCUUGGAUCCAGACCUUUGGAAAACAAAGGAAAUAAACUAAAAAAGAAAGGACACCUCAAAAAUGCCGUUCCUCCAUGUGUCCGUAAAGAAAUCUUGUCUUCAGGUCCUAAGAAACACCCACCUAAUAGAGUUUCUAUUGAAAAUGAAAAAAAUCCUUCCCGCACAAAAGAGAUUCAGCCAGCCCAGGUACCUUCCAACUUAGACUUUUCCGCGAUGUACAAAACCUUCUAUGAGCAUGUGCAGACGCAGAUGUCUCUGAUCAAUGCCCAAAGUUCUCACAGCAUUUCUGAUUCUGGUCCUCCAGGCUUUAUUCAUGGCAUAUCCUCCACACCAAUUCUCUCUUCUCCUGAUCCAACUCCACCUUCUGAAGUUCAAUCUGAGGUUCAGGUUCCCCCACAAAGUGGAGCAGUUUCUGUAACCACUACUAAUGUUCCAGUGCAAACCAUCACCACUAAUCCUUCUCAUGUAUCUUAUCUGCCAGCAGCUAGGGAAAAUAACCCAGCUCUUCCAGUAGUGCAGCCAUUAAUCCAUGAUAAUGGAAUUCUAGCAGCACAAGGAAUCUCUGAGCAACUGGGUAAGGAAAUAAAUUUGCUAAAGUGUAUCCAGGCAUAUCUGGAUCAGUUACAUCCUCAUCAAAUAAAAGCACAUGAGGAACACCAAAACCUUGACCCUAGAGAGCAACCUACAGGUGUAACCACUGAAGAAGACUUUGCAGAACAUAUUUGGGAAUCUUUAAGUGAUGAUGAGGAUUUCAAAAUGGUUGAAGUAGCAGCCAUGCAAGACCUAAGCUCUGUCAAGAACAUGCAGAAAGCAAAAAGUAUGAGUCUAGAAGAAGCAUCACCAAAACUGAGAAUGCUUAAGUACUUGUUGGGAGAACUCAAGGCACUGGUAGCAGAACAAGGGGAUUCUGAAAUUCAAAGAUUGAUUAAAGAAGUGGGAGAGUGCAUAUCCCUGUUCCCAGACAUAACCGAAAACACUCACAUGGAAAGUGAAAUAGCUUUAACUUUGCAGACCCUAAGGCAUGAAAAUACUCAGUUACACAGAAAAUUGAAAUCUUUAAGCCACCAACUCAGAGAACAAGAAAAGAUAAUGAAGUCAUCCAAUUGCCUAGACUGCAACUUUGAAUUAAUUUCUAUUCAGUCACUGAAUAUGUCCCUGCAAACCCAGUUGAAGGAGUCAUUAAGGAAUCAGAAGCUAAUGAAGACUAAGAAUGACAAGCUCUUAAAAGUGAUUGAAAGCCAGAAAGAAGAGUACAAAAAGUGUGUCAAACUGUUUCAAGAGCAAGAUAAAAAAGUCCUUGAAAAUAAGCAGCACUUUGAGAUGGAGACCACAAAAAUUAAAAUGGAAUUGGAGGAAGCCUUAGCCAGUGUGAAAACCUACCAUUUUAAACUGGAAACAUCUAGAAAAGAAAAUAAAAUCUUGGAGUUAACAGUACAUCAGCGUGAUGCUGAAAUCACCCGGCUAAAAGAACUAACCAGAACUUUGCAGAACAACAUGACACAAUUCCUCACAGACUUCAGUGUGGACAAUGCUUGUUAUAAGCCUGAGAAAAUGCUUACCGGAUCCCUUCUAGACAUUCAUGAAGAACACCUACAGUCUGAACCAUCCCCACCUCCACUUUCCAUGAAUUACCUUAAAAGUUUAGAAAACAACCAAAUUUAUACUCAAACAGAAUCACCAUUUUUAAAAGAAGAUGGAAAAGGGAGAGUGCCAGCUAUGUCUUAUGAAAAUUUCCUAAACCCUGAAGUCUGUAAACAUAAACUCCUGGGUUUAGAUCAUGAAUUAGGGACUCUACCUUAUCAUCCAAAAGUCAUUUCAGAAACAGGGAGUGAGACUGACACAAUAAUAGAUGAUGAAUCCAGACUGAAUGAUGAGACAAUUUAUCUUCCAUUUGCUGUAAGCUCCUCUAAAAAGAAAUCCACUCCUGAAAGAGUAAGUCCAUUGCCACAGAACAAUGUUGCUAACUCUAAACUAUCUAGCAACAAUGGAAUCCCUACUUCUGAAAAGUCCAUCUCUUUAUUUGCAUCCUCAGAAGAUGCAAAGGCUGGUUUUGAAAUGUUUCCUGGUACUUCCACUCUGAAAAGGGAAACAGAAGUUAUAUCUGAAAAGAUGAGGGCAGUUAAUGUAGAAGAUGAGCAACUGCUGAUGAAAAUAAAGGAGGUAAUCAGUAAGAUCCCCACUGACUUUGGGGAUAAUGUUUCAGGUCAGCAGAGUGCCAUGACAUAUCAAGAUUCUAGUUCUCUGUUGAAAAACAGUACUCUCUGUGAUUACAGCUUUUUAAAUACUGAUUUAAUGUCAAGAAUGUCUAACUGGAGUGUGUCUUCCCUCUCAUCGUUCACCUCACAUGAUGAACAGGACUUCAGAAAUGGCCUUGCAGCAUUGGAUGCCAAUAUAACUAGGCUACAAAAAACUUUACAGACUGGUCUACUGAAGAAAUGAAUCUAAAAGGAAACAAAACUGAGUGUGUCCAUUUUUCAUUUGUUAUUUUGAUACUUUGUGCUCUGUUUAUGUAGUGUCUUUAUAAUGAGUGUUUUAUAUUAGUUUAAAUUAUGGGUGGAAUUAAUUUAUCAAUGGAAUAAACUAAAAUUUUUAUUGCAUUAAUUUGACACUGAAAUUUAUGAAAUCUAGUAAUCUUAAAGAAUUAAUAUUUAAGGGAACAAGUAUCCUGAUUAGGAGAGAUUUGUAAAUUGUGUCCAUCAUUUAGCUGUUUCAUUAUUAAAUUCAAAUUUACCUUGUGAUUUGGAUACAGGAAAAAAUUGAAAAAAUUCCAUUGAACUUGAUACAUAUGUCAUUGGUAACCGUUAAGAAUACAUUUUCUGUCAUGAUGGAGGUGGCAGCCAGAUUUUGUAGAAUUAAGGAAAGUUUGAGCUUAUGAGGAAAUGGUAGUAGGUCUUUAUAUUUGACAGAGAAAUGGAAAUGAGACUGUCCAUCUGAGAUAUUUGAUGAUGAUUCUUCAAUUGUUCAGAGGUUUGAUGCUACAUAUGUAAAAUGAUUUGUCUUGUUAAGAGUGUGACAGUUUUGGACUACUUCUCCUAAAUUUCCAGUGUUUAAAGGUACAAACUGACCAACCCUCCCUCAUUAAUAUAGGAUGAAUAGACACAGAGCCACUUAUCUUACCACUGUGUGAGAAAAUAGCUUAAAAGGAAGAACUCAAUUGACUAGGGUUCAAGUAAUGUAGUAUGGAAUUGAAAUUGGGCUAAAGGUUACCAAAGGAAACCUAACAGUUGUGAUGGAAGGGAAGAGAAAGGGGUAUCUAAAGUAAGGUGAGGAAGAAAGUACUACGUAAAAUCCUAGAGAUGAUGGACUAUCACUGUACUAUGUCUCCUCUCCCAUUCAUGACUAUCAAAUUGGGUGAGCAGUCCUACUCUGGUUCUGUAGCCUAAGAAAGAAGGGAAGAUAUAAAAUGUAGAGUUCAGUUAUCCAAAGGACAGCUGAGCAACAUAGACUACUAGAAUGGGAGAGAUGAUUGCAAACAAUUGCUGAGGAAGGUCAUAACUGAAGAGCAGAAUGAAUAUUCCACAGUGGAAUAUAUAUUUAGUUGAAGAGUGGAAAAGAGAGGCUUAGGUGGGCAGAAUAAAAGGGAAACGUGAUGAGACAAGAGACCACCAGGAAGAAGAAAAAAAUAAGCAGUACCAACCCUAGAUCAAACUGAAGAAAAUAGUCAUUUGAGUGUUCCCACCUCUUCUUUACAUCAUCACUGCCCAUCCACCAUGACACAUCUACAGAUGCAUACUGUUUUUCAAUAAUCUUCCUUUUUAUGAGGUUUCCCUUACAGAGAUAUUAUUUGGUUAAGAUCUUAUUAAAAUAAUUUCAUGUAGAAUAUAAAUAAUUGCUAUGGAUUCUAGGUUUUCAAAGUCCUUUUCACUGUCAUAUUUGAUUACUUUUUUUUUUUAACCCUCACUUUCUGUCUUAGAAUCAGUUCUAAGAAAAGCAGCAAAGGCUAAGCAGUUGGGGUUAUAUUACUUGCCCAAGAUCAUGCAGCUAGAAAGUGUCUAAGGCUACAUGUGAGCUCAGGUCUUCCCAACUCCAGGCCUGGCCCUUUGUCCACCGUGCUACCUAUUUGCCCCUAAUUUGAUUAGAUUUUUUAAGCCCUUACCAUCCAGAAUCAAUACCAUGUAUUGGUUCCAAGGGAGAAGAGUGACUACAAGAGUGACAGAGUGACCUUGUCACUCUGGCAACUGAAUUUAAGUGAUUUGUCCAGGGUUACACAGCUAGGAAGUGUCGGAGAUCAGAUUUGAAUUGUAGGAAUUAAAUUUUAAUGGUUUGACUAAAACAUGAAAAUUAUAAAUAUGGUCACCAAUUAAAGUAUUAUUGCUGAAAAUCAAAUUGACUUUUAAUAACUUUUUACAAAAGAGGUGGAAAGAAUGAAAGUAGAGAAAUACAGAAAGUUAGAGAAGACAUUUAGCCUAUCUUAAAUAUAUUAUUACUCUGGUGCUCUACUCAGCCAGGACUUGUUGACCUUCAGCUGCGAUUAAACUCUCCAGAAGACAGGAAAGGAAAGCCAGCCAUUCACUCACCCAAGUUCCCUCCAAGAGGUAGACCAAGACUAUGACUCAAGCUGAAGAUGACUCUUGAAGCCCAUUCCCUUUUUGGACUUCCCUUCUUCACAGGGGCCAAUCACAGCUUUCAAAUUGUCUAGCACUGCCCAUGGGGCAGUGUUUGUGGGAACCAUUUCUCACCUGGAGAGUUGAAUACUCAUCAAAAGGGUUCACAGAUUCCUGGCUAAUUGAGUUGAAAGUGUAGAGAGCUCCUCCACCUUGUGCUAAGUAGGAUGUUCAAGCUUUUGUUGAUUGGAGAGUAGCCAAAGGAGAGUUAAUACUGUCCAGUCUGGCAAGGUACUAAGUAGGGGGUACUUAAGUUAUUAUUAACCAAAGUGUUAACUCCAAUUAGGCAAAGAGAAUAAAGGGUUCUCUUUUUACAAGUGUAAACUCAAACUAGACCAAGAACCAAGAAAUUUCCUUUCACAGAAUCCAGGACCUCUCAUCUCUGGGUCCUGCUCUUAAUGAGCCACCUAGCUGCCCCCUUGAUUAGAUUUGAGUGGCAUAGUCUCUUAACGGAAAUCCAUGAAUAGUGGCAUUUCAGAUAUCAUGAGUACAUGGAAGGAUGGAUUUUCCUUGCAUUCCUUAAGUCACAUAAGAUUUACAGCAUUUUGAUAGGCAUACAGUUGAGCCUGGGGGAUAUUGGGGGUGAAGAGAAGAGGACAUGAAGGUUGGCCCAUCAAUACAGUAGAAUUUGGGAGUCCCUGAUUUAAGGUAGUUGAUCAUGCCUACAGGGAACAUUAAUGCGUUUUGACUAUUAGGUACAACCAACAGAGCUGGUUGCUUUAGUCAGGAUAUGUAGUCUGAACUCCCCCUGCUGGUUAGAUUGCAGUACAUUGUGAUCUAUCCACAAAGUGGGAUACUGUAUAAUCCAUAUAAAAAUGCAUUUUUUGGACUGAUUACCAGGUUUGUAUAUUAGGUUAUCUUGUUCCUCACCCUUAAGGCCUUAUACAUUCCUUCUCUUCCUAUUACCACAGUAUUGGUCUUUACUGUCACUGACUAUUGGAAUAUUGGAAUAGAUUUCCUAACAGAUCUAUGCAUCACUUUAUUUUGAAACUCAUGCCCUAGGAGUGAGUGCACAUGUAGCUAGACUGUUAUAUCUAAGUGCCUCAAAUGCUUCAUAUUCUAUCUAGCUAUCCCCACCUUGCCGUAUGCCCGGCUGCCAUGUUCAUACCCCCUUUCUGCCUCAUGCUCUAGGCAGAGAAAAUUAAGUUAAAAUUAUCUCUGUGGUUCCCCAGAGCAAAACUCCCUUCUCUGGCCACCACUCCCCAAAUAUGUUGUCUCCCCCAUUAGAAAGUAAGUUCCUUGCCAAAUCAAUUGUACAAAAAAAGCCAUUCCCCAAUUGAUAAAUGGGCAAGGAACAUGAAUAGGCAAUUUUCAGAUAAAGAAAUCAAAACUAUUAAUAAGCACAUGAAGAAGUGUUCUACAUCUCUUAUAAUCAGAGAGAUGCAAAUCAAAACAACUCUGAGGUAUCACCUCACACCUAGCAGAUUGGCUAACAUGACAGCUAUGGAAAGUAAUGAAUGCUGGAGGGGAUGUGGCAAAGUAGGGAAAUUUAAUGCAUUGCUGGUGGAGUUGUGAAUUGAUCCAGUCAGUCUGGAAGGCGAUUUGGAACUAUGCCCAAAGGGUAAUAAAAGACUGUCUGCCCUUUGAUCCAGCCAUAGCACUGCUGGGUUUGUACCCCAAAGAGAUCAUAAAGAAAAAGACUUGUACAAGAAUAUUCAUAGAUGCACUCUUUGUGGUGGCCAAAAAUUGGAAAAUAUGGGGAUGCCCUUCAAUUGGGGAAUGGCUGAACAAAUUGUGGUAUAUGUUGGUGAUGGAAUACUUUGUGCUCAAAGGAAUAAUGAAGUGGAGGAAUUCCAUGGAGACUGGAACAACCUCCAGGAAGUGAUGCAGAGCGAAAGGAGCAGAACCAGGAGAACAUUGUACACAGAGACUGAUACACUGUGGUACAAUCGAAUGUAAUGGACUUCUCUACUAGCAGCAAUGAUCCAGGAUAAUUCUGAGGGAUCUACAAGAAAGAACACCAUCCACAUUCAGAGGAAAACCUCUGGGAGUAGAAACACAGAAGAAAAACAACUGCUUGAUUACAUGGGUCAAGGGGACAUGGUUGGGGAUGUAGACUCCAAAUGAUCACCCUGGUGCAGAUAUCAAUAAUAUGGAAACAGGUCUUGAUCAAUGACACAUGUAAAACCCAGUGGAAUUGCACUUCAAAUACAGAAGGGAGUUGGAGGGAGGGGAGGGAAAGAACAUGAGUCUUGUAACCAUGGAAAAAUAUUCUAAAAUCAACUAAUUAAAUAAAAUUUAAUAAAAGUAUGUUCCUUGAAGGCAGG